AUGCAAUUACCUUCGAUAGCCUCGCUUUUAAAUGAUAGUCCAGAGAAAGUGAUUCUGCCAUCUGUCAAGGAAUUGGAACAGUUAAAAGUCAAUACUGAUGUUUCUAAUAAUCAAAAUACUGUUCAAAAUUCUACUGUUGUAGGGUUCAAAUCAUACAAUAACAACAAUAAUACUUCUCUCAAUAAUAAUACUCAUCACCAUCUACUUUCGAAUAGUCAACAACAUUCGAAUAACCAACAAGUUACUUCAUACACAUGCACUUCUUCUACAACAUUACCUUCCAGUAACAACAACCAUAACAUUUCAACAAGUCCUCUCAUAGAGGAGCAGCGAUUUAAUCAUUCGUCCACUUUCUUACAACAGCAACAUGCAUACAUAAAUGGGAUGUGGAAGUCAACUGACAUUGCCUCUGAUAAUUAUUCCAAUACAAGGAAAUGGGACGAAUCUAAUUUGAAAAUCCAACCUAAUAGUCCAAAUACAAUUACUCAACCUAUUCCAAUAUUUCAAAACAAAUGGUCAACUACGACAAGUAAUCUUUCUGCAACAUCACCAGCAACUUUUAAACCAAUAAUUAGUCCAAAUAGAACAUCGCCAUUGAGUUUCACUCCAAGUGUGGCAACGACAGCUUCAAAUUCUUCAAAUGCAUCUGAAAAUAAUGGAAAGAAAAAGAGGAAACAUGACGAAAGUUCAGAAUCUAGCUCACCAAUAACGAAUAGUCCAAAAUUGGUGAAAAGAAAUAGUGGCACUUCAAGGAAAUCACCAAAUUCCACUUCUAGUUCUGCAUCUUCAUUCCAAUUUAUGAAUUUUUCAAUUUCGUCUGACAGUUCGAAAAUCAAAUUUGUAAAUUCUGAACAUCAACAAAUUGGAAUCAAUGAUGGAUCUUGGACAGAUCAGGAACAUGAAGAUUUCGUCAGAGGAUUGAACGAAUGUGGAAAAGGGAGAUGGAGAGAAAUUGCUGAAAAGUAUGUCAAAACCAGGUAA
Messenger RNA from Naegleria gruberi, 981 nucleotides. RefSeq lists its product as uncharacterized. Lineage: Eukaryota; Heterolobosea; Eutetramitea; Acrasida; Naegleriidae. The record is from RefSeq and is a predicted model, not a curated record. The transcript has a single exon. The coding region runs from base 1 to 981 and encodes 326 amino acids.